Messenger RNA from Physella acuta, 1733 nucleotides. RefSeq names its product uridine-cytidine kinase 2-B. Lineage: Eukaryota; Metazoa; Mollusca; Gastropoda; Physidae. The record is from RefSeq and is a predicted model, not a curated record. Gene Ontology annotation, molecular function: ATP binding; kinase activity.
AUUUGCAGCACCAAGUUUAGAUCUCUUAUAUGUAAUACGUUGAACGGACGGGAAAAUAAUUUUUCAGGGGCAGAAACGCAUCACCAGUGGGGCUUAAAGGGAAACUACUCUAAACAAGAUUUUCUUAAGAUGGCAGCUGUUUUUUAGAUCUAGAUCUAGAUCUAGACCUUCUAGUUGUUUUUGUGCAUCUCAAAUAUUCUCAAACGAUCAUCUUUGUUUAAAGUUAAUUUUGAGAACAUUUUAUUGAUAUCCCUUUUUAUGCCAAAUGGCCUACCCUGUGUUUGGUAAUGGAAAAGACAAUUUGAAUGUCCUUGAUAAAUUUCCAAGACCUUUUCUCAUUGGAGUAGCUGGUGGUACAGCUUCAGGAAAAAGCACAGUAUGUGCAAAGAUAAUGGAACAGCUGGGCCAACAAUCUGUAUUGGAACAUAACAGAAGAGUUACUAUCAUUAGCCAAGACAGCUUUUACCGUGACCUCACUCUUGAAGAACACAAAAAGGCUAAUAAAGGCGGUUAUAACUUUGAUCAUCCAGAUGCUUUUGAUUUUGAACUUAUGCACAAGACAUUAAUGGAUGUUAAGGCCGGCAAAAGAGUAGAGUUACCAACAUGGGAUUACGUAGCACAUAAGAGAAAUUCGGAAGGAACAACUGUAAUCCAUUGUGCUGAUGUAGUACUUUUUGAGGGUAUUUUAGUAUUCUACUUCCCAGAAAUAAGAGAUUUAUUCAAUAUGAGACUAUUUGUGGAUACAGAUCCUGAUACUCGAUUAUCAAGAAGAGUUUUACGGGACAUUGAAGAGAGGGGCAGAGAGCUUGAACAGAUUCUGAAUCAGUACAUGACUCUAGUCAAACCAGCCUUUGAGGAAUUCUGUCUUCCAACCAAGAAAUAUGCAGAUGUAAUAAUACCCAGAGGAGCAGAUAAUGUUGUGGCUAUUGAUUUGAUAGUUCAACAUAUUCAAGAACUUAUGCGUCCCAAUAGGACUAGUCGUAGACAGAGAAACAACUCUGAUUCACUUGUAGGAAGACCACAUUGAUACCUUAAAUAUAAAGAAACCUAUUUUGUAAAUAAUGAGCAAAGAUUUUAAUCUUUGUAAUAGAUCAGUAACAAUAUUAGUAUUUCUAGUUUUAAUAGGCACUUGCCAUCCCAAUGCAUCACCAUUAACUGUGUGAACUCGAUUAAUUUAAGUUAUAAUUGCUAGCUUUUAAAACAUGUAUUAACAGUAUUAGGUAACAAGUACUAGUUUUAGCUGUAUUUUUAAAGAUAUAAAAUUUAGUAUAGGCUAGAACUGGUUAGCCAAAAGAAAUAAUCUAAUCUCAAAUAAAUCAUUAUUUUUUAUGUAUACCACUAAUACUCUAUGUCAUUUGUUUUUUUUUUGUCUGAAUUCUAAUCAAAAUCAGUUUUUCAAUUUUAAAUCAGAUUAUAAGCUUAGUUAUACAUAUGAAUUGAGGAAGAUCUAUUAAAAGUUAUACAUAUGAAUUGAUAAAAGUUAUACAUAUGUAUUGAGGAAGAUCUAUUAAAAGUUAUACAUAUGAAUUGAGGAAGAUCUAUUAAAAGCUAUACAUAUGAAUUGAGGAAGAUCUAUUGAAAGUUCUACAUAUGAAUUGAGGAAGAUCUAUUAAAAACAGCAGGAAAGUCCACUUACUGACGUCACAUACCUGGGGUGAUACAACUUUGUGAUUUGUAUUUGAAAUAGGGGCUAUGUAGCUAUUUUGCAUUUAAUAAAGAUUUUAAAAAUGUUA